AUGCCUCGUCCCCGAAGGCCUGGUGCGCCAGAGCCGAAGAGAAGAAGCCGAAAAGGGUGUUGGCCAUGCAAGGCACGCAAAGUCAAGUGUGGAGAGGAAAAGCCCUUAUGUCUCAACUGUCAACGACAAGGAGAGGCAUGUGAUUAUAGCGUCCGACUCAACUGGGGUGGCCGGAGCAAAAAAGCCUCCGUCGACUCCCCUAGUUCUCAGUCAAGCGGGUACGCUGGAACAAUCAUCUCAUUUCCAGAUAUAGCCCCAACAAGCGCCGUGAACUCCAAUUCGAUGCCCAGGUCAGCGAACGGGAAUUCCGUGGAUGGCUUUGUCAACUUUCAUUCCAGUGAUCUAGGUUCACCUGGGGCCAUAUCGCCGCCAUCAAUUGGAAUAUUUGAGUCGCCCAAGCUGCCUGCAGGGCCGGAUUGUGGUCAUUCGCCUGGUCAGACCGAUGUUCAAUUUGCGUCAACCUGGCCCGAACAAUCUCCUUUAACUCCUCCAGUUUCGUCCGGUGCUUUGGCACAUUAUCCUUUUGGUCCGGGCUUCCAUGAAACUUUCUCAGCAGCUGCCGAUCAAGGUGUAGGACUCCGUUCGCUCUCUGCAUUUGCAUUUCCGUCAAAUUCCGUAUCACAGCCCGUAUCAUUUCUUCGAAGUUCAGUGGAUGCCGCUGGAGAUGCAUCCGAUCAGAACAAAAGCCCACAUGGCUCUAUUUCCCAAGAUGAGCAUAGUAUUGGAUACUCAAUUGGCGAGAUGGUACAUCAUCAUCAGCACUCUCCUAGAAUGUCGAAUGGAAUGAGUAUAUCAGCCUUGAUGCUCAACUCGCAUGAGCCAAUGGCUCGAAGCAAUGCCCCUUCAUCUCCAGGCGAUAGAAUGACCCCGUUUAACCACCAAGUGGAUACGGGGGCGAAUGAUUGCAAUGAUAAUGAUCAAGCCGCACGUGAAUCUUUCGCAGCGCAAAGCAGAUGGCAGGCUUAUCUCACCAGUGUAACCGACAACUAUGGAUUGGAUUCCGGAAGACCGGAUCGGGAUGUAGCUUUGAACAACGAUCAUGCUGCAAUUGAUGUCCAUCCUUCCUUGGAAGUUAUCAGCACACGGAGCUUAUCUGAGGAGGCUUCGCCCAGAAGCUACCCGACACCAUCAGGGCUCCAAACCGCCGACUUCACAGGGUACUAUGCCGCUCCAGUGCCGAUCAACAUUCCACGAUAUCUUUCUCCGCUGCCGUCAUCAUUGUUGGGAAAUCCGAUCAAUUUGAUGUAUUUUCAUCAUUUCCUAAAUCAUACAUCUCGGAUGUUGGUUCCACACGAUUGUGACAAUAACCCGUUCACAUCAGUCCUACCGUCAAUGGCGAUUGGUGAUCCCAAUUUGCUCAAUUUGUUACUAGCGUAUUCAGCCAGUCACCGUGCGCGGUAUUUAGGGCACCCUGAGCCAGCCAAUCGAAUUGCGCACUGGGUCAGCGACGUCUUCCCUACCCUGCGUGUGGCAUUGGAAGCAUCGCAUGAGGAGAUUACCGAUAGCCACUUAGCGACUGCAAUCCUGCUCUUAUCCUUGAAGAUCGUGUCCCCGGGGACUUUUGAAGUUCCCAUAACCUGGCAAAGCCAUCUUAAACUCGCCCGUGAAUUGUUCAUUGCUCGGAGUGAGCGCCUUGCUCAGCCUGGCAAUCGAAUUGGCGCGUUCUUUGCACGUUGGCUGGGGUAUAUCGACACCGUUGGUGCAUUGUCUUGUCGUCAAGCCGGUCAGCCUUUGAUGCUUUAUCAAUCUGUUCUUGGUGCCUGCUCGAAUCCAGAAAACUAUGAUGAGUUUAGCGUGGACUGCUUCACGGGAUUCACUCCCCGUACCGGCCUAUUCCUCAUUCGCCUUGCAAAACUGGUGCAAGAAUGCGAUAAUCAACGAUUCGACGAGCUAGGCAACUUCCACCGAGAAUGGCAUCCGUCUGCAGACAUGGUUCUUCAAGCCCAAGCUGUCUUGGGCGAUCUAGACCUCCUAACCGAUCGUGCCCAUGCUGACCCAGAACACCACCAGGGCCUCGAAGCACAAGAUAUGAUGGCAGCAGAAGAGGCCUUCCGAUGUGCUGGCCUCAUUCAUCUCCACCGCCGUGUGCUAGGCUCAUCAACCGAUUCGUUCCCGGUAAAGGAAGCUCUCCGACAGCUAGUUGACGCACUCGGCCGGAUGAGACUCGGUGCCUCAACCGAGGUUUGUUCAUUGCUUCCAUUGUUCACGGCUGGUUGCGAAUCUCGAGACCCUUCUCAACAGGCCAGAAUUCUAAAUCGCUUCUUGGUGUUAGAGAAAUCUGGAUUGAAACAGAUUCAAGACGCCCGUCAAUUAAUGCAACGGUGCUGGGAAGAAAAUCUUCCCUGGGUUGCGUUGGCUGGUGGGGAGUUUUUCGGAUAG
This is a messenger RNA of Penicillium verhagenii, 2379 nucleotides long. RefSeq names its product Zn(II)2Cys6 transcription factor. The record is from RefSeq and is a predicted model, not a curated record. Gene Ontology annotation, cellular component: nucleus. The transcript is spliced from 5 exons. Lineage: Eukaryota; Fungi; Ascomycota; Eurotiomycetes; Eurotiales; Aspergillaceae. Gene Ontology annotation, molecular function: DNA-binding transcription factor activity, RNA polymerase II-specific; transcription cis-regulatory region binding; zinc ion binding. Gene Ontology annotation, biological process: positive regulation of transcription by RNA polymerase II. The coding region runs from base 1 to 2379 and encodes 792 amino acids.